AUGGUUGGCCAACCGCCUCUUACCGGCCUCAAGGUCCUGGAGUUUGCCGGUCUAGCUCCAGGUCCCUUUGCCGGGCUCCUCCUCGCUGACGCUGGCGCCUCCGUCCUGCGCAUCGACCGCGCCGUCUCCGGCCCCGUCGCCCGCCAAGUUCCCGACCAACUAACCCGUCACAAAUCCUCCUUGGUGGUCGACCUCAAGUCCCCCUCCGGAAUCGCCCUCGUCAAAUCCCUCGCCGCCGUAUCGGACGUCCUCAUCGAUCCUUACCGCCCCGGCGUCCUGGAGAAGCUCGGGCUGGGUCCCUCUGUCUUGUGCAGCGACGAAUGCAACCCCCGCCUGAUCUACGCCCGCCUGACGGGCUUCCGGCGAGACGGCCGGUUCGCCACCAUGGCCGGGCACGAUAUCAAUUACCUGGCUGUGAGCGGGGUGUUGAGUCUGCUGGGGAGGAAGGGCGAGAAGCCGACGCCGCCCAUCAACAUUCUGGGAGACUUUGCCGGCGGUGGAGCGGUUUUGUUCCAGGGCAUCCUGCUUGCGCUGGCCGCGAGGGAGAGGACGGGCAAGGGACAGGUGGUGGAGGCGAAUAUCGUCGACGGAGCGAGUUACUUGGCUACUUUUAACCGGUUUGCGCUCAAAACGGCCGUGGGAAACGCGCCGAGGGGGGAGAACCUGCUGGAUACGGGCUGCCCUUACUAUGAUACGUACGAGACUGCGGAUGGGAAGUACAUGGCUGUCGGGGCAUUGGAGCCGCAGUUUUUCAAGGAGUUGGUUAAAGGGUUGGGGUUAGAGGGGCAAAGAUGGGAGGAGAGGAGGGGGGAGAAGGAGAAUUGGCCCGAGUUGAGGAGGGUGUUGGAGCACAAGUUUAAGACCAAAACGAGGAGGGAGUGGGAGGAUAUCUUUGACGGGACUGAUGCGUGCUGCACGGCGGUGUUUGAGUAUGGCGAGAUGGAAAGGGAGAGGGAGCGGUUGGAGGGCGAUCAGAGACCCGUGGUUACGCUUAGGGAGACGCCCUGCUUGGCGCUGAGGAGCGAUGCGAAGGAGGCUAGCCAUGGGCAAGGGCCGGGCGUCAAGGGGGAAGCGUAUGUAGGCAUUCCCUUGAAACCUGGAAAGGGAGGCGAAUCUGUCGUGGAGCGGUGGCUUGGUUGGAAGAAGGGCAAGGAGUUUGAUGUGUUGAAUGGGAGCGCUGUCGCUAUCAAGUCCAAACUGUAACGGAUGUUGGGUCUCUUUGAUGUUAUUUCUUGAUGGACAGAUCAUUCUGUGUGGAACUUUCAAAGGUUGCAUGCAUCAACAUGUACAAUACCUUUUUUUCUCUCCUC
Neurospora tetrasperma FGSC 2508 is the source of this 1310-nucleotide messenger RNA. RefSeq lists its product as uncharacterized. Lineage: Eukaryota; Fungi; Ascomycota; Sordariomycetes; Sordariales; Sordariaceae. The record is from RefSeq and is a predicted model, not a curated record. The transcript has 2 exons. Gene Ontology annotation, molecular function: catalytic activity. Bases 1 to 1203 code for a protein of 400 amino acids.